Messenger RNA from Triplophysa dalaica, 1721 nucleotides. RefSeq names its product hydroxyacylglutathione hydrolase (gene hagh). Gene Ontology annotation, biological process: glutathione metabolic process. NCBI's taxonomy places the organism in Eukaryota, Metazoa, Chordata, Actinopteri, Cypriniformes, Nemacheilidae. Bases 71 to 982 code for a protein of 303 amino acids. The transcript is spliced from 9 exons. Gene Ontology annotation, molecular function: hydroxyacylglutathione hydrolase activity. The record is from RefSeq and is a predicted model, not a curated record. Gene Ontology annotation, cellular component: mitochondrion.
CCCUUUAAACCACACGUUCUACUUCCUCCCUGUUUUGCUGUAAUAUCUCGUACAGCUACAGUUUCUUGAUAUGUGGUUUAGGUCACUGGUGGCGAGUGCGUGCACUCUCGGUGUGUUCGGAGCCGUCACUCAUAAAUUCGUUCCUACAGCCUUGCUUCACUCCGGCCUUAGGAAAUCGUCUCUUGUGGAACAGUCAGACAUGAAGGUGGAACUCCUGCCCGCCCUCACUGACAACUACAUGUACCUUCUGAUCGAUGAGGACACAAAGGAAGCUGCCAUCAUCGAUCCAGUCGAACCUCAGAAAGUUGUGGAAGCGGUCAAGAAGCAUGGUGUGAAGCUCAGAACGGUCCUAACCACACACCAUCACUGGGAUCACGCUGGAGGUAAUGAGAAGCUGGUGAAGCUCAUGCCAGGGCUGACGGUGUACGGGGGAGAUGAUCGAGUGGGGGCGAUGACUAAGAAAGUUACGCACAACAACACUUUUAAAGUGGGCUCUUUGAACGUAAAGUGUUUGUUUACUCCAUGUCACACCAGUGGUCACAUCUGCUACUUCGUGACAAAAGAAAACAGUACUGAACCACCAGCUGUAUUUACCGGCGACACUCUGUUUGUGGCUGGAUGUGGCAAGUUCUUUGAAGGAACCCCUGAUGAGAUGUACAAAGCCCUGAUAGAGGUUUUGGGUCGUCUUCCCCCAGAGACGCGUGUGUACUGCGGACACGAGUACACCAUCAACAAUCUGAAAUUUGCACGGCAUGUUGAGCCAAAUAACGAAGCGGUCCGAACAAAACUAGCUUGGGCCAAGGUGAAAUAUGGCAACGGAGAGCCAACAAUUCCUUCCACUAUGGCAGAUGAAUUCACAUAUAAUCCAUUCAUGAGAGUGAGGGAACGGUCCGUACAAGAGCAUGCUGGGACCACCGAUCCAAUUGAAGCUAUGAAAAGUAUCCGUAAGGAGAAGGACGGCUUUAGGGUUCCAAAGGAUUGAGUCUUUCAUCCCUGACUUCACUUGUCUCUGCUCUUCAUUUCACUACAACAGAGUUGUAUGAUGAUACCAGCCACAUGCAGCAACUCCGGUUGCAUUAACAUGCCCUCCAUUUAUGGCAAAAGCACAAUUGAUGAGCUGUUAUGUUGUUUCAAGUCAGCGUAUGGUCUGCAAUAAGCAAUCAACACAGGAUUGUUUCCAUUUAUCUAUUUUGUAAACCAUACAUCAAACAAAAUUCAUAGUUUUGCUCAGAAUGUUUUUUAUCACUACAUAUAUCACUAUAACAUAAUGAUUCAGAAGAAAAUAAGAAGAUGCACUAGGUCUUUCUUAGAGGCUGAUAUUUAUUUAAGUAUGAGUUUUAAGUUUGGAUUUUCUUAAUGCCUUGUUGAACCAUUGAUGCAUUGUUAUAUCAAAAUUUUAUUUCAAAAUAGUUGUGCAAUGUUUUAUUUUGUAAAUCAAAAAAUAUGUUUAAGAUGAUUUGGGGUCUUAAGAAAAAUUGUUAAUGUGAAAUGUUCCAACCAAAUGAUAAUAUAUAUGUAUUUUAAUAUGCUUCACAAAUUGAACGAAUUGCUUUUAUUUUGAUGUCUGGUGGAUUUUGAAUGUAGACCUUGUUGAACACUGCAGCUUUUUGUCUUUCUUGGUUUCACGUUUCAGCUGAUCUUGCACUUUGCAUCAUCAAAACUAAUGAGAGAAAGAUUAAUUGUAAUGUGUUCAAGUUUAAUAAAGUCUUAAUAUGAAUUGA